AUGCUGCACCUCACCCUGCUCCUCCAGCUCCUGCUCCUCUCACCCUCUGUUGCAGAUGCAUCGAUGCAUGAGGAGGCAUCUGACUUUUAUGGAGACGAAGCCACAGGUUACGGGCCAGUGUUUGAGGAGCAGCCGGUGGAUACCAUCUACCCCGAGGAGUCGCCCGAGGCCAAAAUCACCAUGAACUGCCGGGCCAGAGCCAAUCCACCUGCCACAUACAAGUGGCUGCUGGACAGCAAGGAAAUGGACUUGAACGAAGAAAACAGCCACUACAAUUUAGUGGGAGGCAACCUGGUCAUCAGCACCCCCAUUAAAAACAAGCAUACAGGAAUAUACACCUGUUUGGCCACCAACAUGUACGGCACGAUCAUCAGCCGAGAGGCCUCUGUCCAGUUCGGGUAUCUUGAUCUUUUCUCAUCUGAGGAACGGGAGUCGGUGUAUGUCAAAGAGGGACAGGGGGCAGUGCUGCUGUGUGCCCCCCCACCACAUUAUCCAGAGGAGCUCUCAUUCAGAUGGAUCCUCAAUGAAUUCCCCACCUUCAUCCCACUGGACAAGAGGCGUUUUGUCUCCCAAAGCACGGGCAAUCUCUAUAUCUCCAAAGUGGACUCCUCAGACAGCGGCAACUACUCCUGCAUUGCAUCCAGCCCCUCAAUUUCCAAGAGCGUCUUCUCCAACUACAUUCCUUUAGUGCCUCUGGCUGAACGACCCAGCAGGAAAUACCCCGCUGACCUCAAAGUCAAGUUCCCAGAUACCAUUGCUCUGGUGGGGCAGAAUAUCACCUUGGAAUGCUUUGCUUUGGGGAACCCUGUCCCUGAGAUCCGCUGGAAGAAGUUAGAUGGAGAGCUGUCACCUAAUCAUGAGGUACGAAUGGCAGGGUCUUAUCUGCACUUGUACAAUGUGCAGAUUGAGGACGCUGGCACAUACAAGUGUGAGGCCUUGAACUCUAAAGGAAAGGACUACCACACUGCACGUUUGUCUGUAGAAGCUUUUCCUGAGUGGGUGGAGCACAUCAGCAGCACAGAGAAAGACCUAAGUAGCGACUACACCAUGUCUUGCAUAGCCAGUGGCAAACCUAAACCAAGUAUCCACUGGCUAAAAAAUGGAGAACUGCUUGACAAGAAGGAGAUGAGUUUCAAAAGCUUGACGUUUGACGAUUCAGGGAUGUACCAGUGCAUAGCAAAAAAUCCCCAUGGAGUCAUCUAUGCCAGUGCAGAGCUGCGUGUGUUUGCCUGUGCUCCAACGUUUGAACACAACCCAGUGAAACAAGUCCUGGCAGCUAAAAACGGCCGGGUGGUGAUCCAAUGUCGACCCAAAGCAGCCCCAAAGCCCACCUUCUCCUGGAGCAAAGACACUGAAUUACUUUUGAACUCUACCAGAGUGUUAAUCUGGGAGGAUGGGAGCCUGGAGAUCCUCAACGUGACGCGGGCAGAUGAAGGCAGGUACACCUGCUUUGCAGAAAAUGACCGGGGCAAAGCCAACAGCACGGGAUCUCUGUUGGUUACAGAGUCCACAAAGAUCUUCUUGGCCCCGUCUAAUGCUGACGUUAAAGUGGAUGAAGACGCCAGGAUGCAGUGUGCCGCGUCACAUGACCCUUCUCUGGACAUCACCUUCAUCUGGUCCCUGGAUGGCCGGGUUAUUGACCUACACAAGGACAGCCAACAUUAUGAACGCCCCUCGAAUGGAAGCUCAAAUGGUGAGCUGUUGAUUAAAAACGCCCAACUGAAGCAUGCUGGACGCUACACCUGCACCGCUCAGACCCCUGUUGACAACGUUACCGUCUCGGCCCACUUGGUCGUCAGGGGUCCCCCUGGUGCCCCAGGUGGAGUGCAAGUGAUUGACAAAAAUGACAAGAGUGUAACGUUGCAGUGGAGCCGUGGAGCAGACAACCACAGCCCCAUCUCCAAAUAUACCAUCCAGUACAGGGACUCCUACUCAGAAGAUGUCUGGAAGGAUGCCACUACAUCUCCUGCAAAUGUAGAGGGAAACGCAGAGACAGCCACAGUGGUGGAUUUGUUCCCCUGGACUGAGUAUGAGUUCAGAGUUAUUGCCACCAACACACUGGGCACAGGAGAGCCAAGCAGCCCGUCACAUAAAGAGAAAACCCUGGAAGCAGGUCCUUUGGUGGCGCCUUCUGACGUCAGUGGGGGUGGAGGGACAAGCAGGGAGCUGAUCAUCACGUGGACGCCUGUACAGCAAAGGUACUACUACGGCUCUAAUUUUGGCUACAUUGUGGCCUUCAAACCGAAAGAUGGAAACCAGUGGAGGAAAGUUACAGUAGCCGACCCCCAGGCGAGGCGCUAUGUCCACAAAGACUCCUCCAUCCCUCCUUCGACAGAGUUCCAAGUCAAAGUCAAAGCAUUCAACAGCAAAGGAGAGGGACCCUAUAGCCUAAUGGCCGUCAUUUAUUCUGCGCAGGACGCUCCGUCUGAUGCUCCUGCCAGUGUUGAGGGAAGAGCUCUCUCUGCCACAGAAGCCAUCGUGUGGUGGCUGCCUCUCUCACAAAGCAAUAUCGAUAGAUACCAGGUGAAGUACUGGAGGAAUCAAGAAGACAGUGAGGGGGGAGCCAUGAGAGUGGUGGUGCCUGGCACGGAGAACCAAACCAGACUAGAGGGUAUGAAACCCAACUCCGACUACCUUAUUGAGGUUCGGGGUUUCAACUCUGCAGGAUACGGGCCACCCAGCAAGCACCUCCAGAUCCACACCAAGAAAGCCCCUCCAAGUCGAGCCCCCAAAAUAAUAGGUAAAAAGUUAAAGGGCCAAUCAGUAAAUAUUGCAUGGGAACAUGUGGAACCACUGGCUAACGAGGCAUCAGUAGACGGUUACAAAGUGCUCUACAGACAGGAGGGCCACUCCACAGGCACUCUGUACACAACCAGUAGGCGGUACAUUGACCUUCCCCUGCUCACAAAUGGGAACUAUGUGGUGGAGGUGCGGGCACACACAGAGGGAGGAGACGGGGCUGUGUCACAAAUCAGCAUCACCGGUGGAAGUGUCAUGGCGGCCCAGUCUCUCAGUAUACUCUCUCUGCUCCUGGUGGCUCUCUUCUGCCUGAACCUCUGAAUGUAGC
Scomber japonicus (chub mackerel) is the source of this 3067-nucleotide messenger RNA. Its product is annotated as contactin-1a-like. Gene Ontology annotation, biological process: cell-cell adhesion; brain development. The transcript is spliced from 23 exons. The record is from RefSeq and is a predicted model, not a curated record. NCBI's taxonomy places the organism in Eukaryota, Metazoa, Chordata, Actinopteri, Scombriformes, Scombridae. Gene Ontology annotation, molecular function: cell-cell adhesion mediator activity. The coding region runs from base 1 to 3060 and encodes 1019 amino acids.